Molecule: messenger RNA, 1761 nt
Organism: Aegilops tauschii subsp. strangulata
Lineage: Eukaryota; Viridiplantae; Streptophyta; Magnoliopsida; Poales; Poaceae
Product: tRNA (guanine(26)-N(2))-dimethyltransferase
Biological process (GO): tRNA N2-guanine methylation
Cellular component (GO): nucleus
Molecular function (GO): tRNA (guanine) methyltransferase activity; RNA binding
Source: RefSeq, a predicted model, not a curated record
UGCAACUGCGCAGUGGGCCUGAACCUAAUCCAAAGCACAAAGCAUUCCUCCUGUCGCCACCAUGGCGUCCGCCUCCGCCGCCGCCCCAGCCGUCUCCUUCCAGCCCGGCCGGCGCGCCCCGCUGCCGCCCCGCUGCACGCAUUCCGAGCGCGGCGUCUCCUUCGACCCCGGCUCAGCCUUCUACCGCAGCGACAGCGCCCCGGGCCGCGACCUGGCCGUCCUCGCCGCCACCCUCCACCGCCGACGCCGCCCCGACCCCUCCGCCCCUUUCCUCUGCCUCGACGCCAUGUGCGGCUCCGGCGUCCGCGCGCUCCGCUACCUCGCGCAGGCCGGCGCCGACUUCGUCUGGGCCAACGACGCCUCCGACGCGCUCCACCCGGUCAUCGUCGGCAACUUCUCUCGCUUCGAGCCCGUGCCUCCCGAAGGGCAGAGGCGGUGGGUGGUGUCGCACCUCGACGCCACCCGGCUGCUCGCCGAGAGGUACCUCCGCCGCGAGUACUUUGACGUCAUCGACGUGGACUCGUUCGGCAGCGAGGCCGAGUACAUCCGGGCGGCCUUCUUGGCGCUCAAGAUUGGGGGCCUUCUCUACCUCACCUCCACGGAUUGGCGGUCGGCGAGAGGUUAUGGCGGAAAAUGCUCACUGUCUUCAUAUGGAGCAUACAUUCGUCCAGUGCCAUAUCCGAAUGAGAUUGGUUUGCGAAUGCUUUUAGGUGGGGCUGCCCGCGAAGCAGCUAUGCUUGGAUUUCACAUAGAACCAGUAUUCUCUUAUUACGCAUACCACGGUCCAAUUUUUCGAGCAAUGGUACGAUUAUGCCAUGGAAAAGAAGAUGGCAUCAGCAAUUAUGGUUUCAUUUGUCAUUGCAAGAGUUGCGGCCAGUCUCAGACUUUUGGAUUUGCCGAAUUGGGGCAGAUUUCUUGCGGAUGUGCAGAUAGAACAGAUGCCACUUCAAUCACAGUUGUAGGCCCACUUUGGACAGGUCCUCUACAUGAUCGCUCUUCCAUUACAGAAAUGCUAAACUUGGCUGUAGAAUGGGGAUGGGCACACACAAGUGAGAAUGGUGUCACUUUGGAAAAACUUCUUGGCACCAUGAUUGAGGAGAGUGACCCAAGGUUACCGCCUGGAUAUAUAAGACUUGAUGAGAUUGCCAGCCGAGCAAAAGUUAACUCUCCACCGCUCGGUACUCUCAUCCAUUCAUUGCAGAAGGAAGGUUAUGCUGCUUGUAGAUCUCAUAUAGGUGCCAACGCCGUCAAGACCAACUGUCCCAUCAGUUCAUGCAUUGUGGUCGCACGGGAGAUCCGAAAUUUGCGUUAACCGCAAACUACACAGUACACACUUCGAAUUUUGCUAACUCCACAACGUGUGUAUUGUUAAACUGCACAAAUUGUGGCUUUGCGCUCUAGUUUCUUCAAUGUUCCAGGUGAACACACGGUUCCAAAACCAGAAGAGAGCUUGCUCAUUGGCAGUGGUCUGAAAUCGGAACACAUUUUGCUGUCCUACACAACAGAAGUUGCAAGUUUUGAUCUUGGCGCGUGCAGCUGGUUGUUUCAUGCGCAACAAAGUUCUUGAUAGGACAUUGUAGCGAUUCAGCUGCUUUGUUUGUAACAGUAGCGUUCUUUUUCUUGAAGAUUCUUCCUUACUACUCCCUCUGUUUUUAUUUACUCUGCAUAUUACUGUAGCUUUGUCUUACGUCAAACUUUGUAAACUUUGACCAAGUUUACAGAAAAAUUUAUUAAAUUCUAUAAAUUUUUUAUUUACUCUCA